This is a messenger RNA of Aspergillus welwitschiae, 2528 nucleotides long. RefSeq lists its product as uncharacterized. The record is from RefSeq and is a predicted model, not a curated record. The transcript has a single exon. NCBI's taxonomy places the organism in Eukaryota, Fungi, Ascomycota, Eurotiomycetes, Eurotiales, Aspergillaceae. The coding region runs from base 286 to 2310 and encodes 674 amino acids.
AGAAAGACUAAAAAAAAAUUUCUGUCUCGUUGAGUCAUUCGCAUGAGCAGCAGCUGGUGGCUGCUGUAGGCCACCCGGAGUCCUGAAAGCCUGUUGGAUCACCACGUUUCACGUCAUCCACACUGCACACUGUCGAGCCCUUUCCCAAUCAAUCAAUCCAACCUCUUCCCCCCCCUCUCGUCUGUCUGUCUUGUCUGUCUCCCCUUUCCCUAAACCCACACCCACAAUACCCCCCCCCUUCCCCUCUUAGGGUCGGGCCUUUCCUUGGCCGCCUUUCCAGAAGUCAUGUCUGGAAAAGUCCCUCACGCCGCCUUCUGUGAGGAAUAUGAUGAAGAUGCCCAUGUCAUCCUUCCCGACACUCGUCAAGUCGCCAACCUCACUUCUAAGCGCUCCAAGCCUGCCUUGAGAUCGCCUGCAGCCCCCCUGGUCGACGUUGCAAGUGACUCCGGCUAUUCUAGUCGUACCGCCGCCACCGUCAACAGCACCCAAUCUGGGCCGUCGGGCCGGAAGAGUCCUGUCCCUCUUAAAUUAGACACUACCCUCGUCAAGCGCGCUGACUUGGUCCGCGUUCGAUCCAAAAGCACCAGAGAACAGUCCAAACCACGGAUCGUUCGUCCCCCUCGUGAGGACAAAAUGCAGGUCGGCGCCUAUCCCAACGGCGUGAGCCAUGCUCCUGCCCACGCUCAGCGGUCUCCCUCCAGGCCUCGUCGCCGUGAGACUUCGCAGAUGCGCCACUACCCAGGCACCUGCUGGGAGUGUGAUCAGGGCUUGUACCAUGCGUCUUCUUCGACUCCGGUUGACAGCCGACCAUCCAUGGACUAUCCUUACUACAUGUCGCAGCCUCCAUCAUCGGCUCACGACUAUCCUCCUCCCCCUUCACCGCGCGGGGACCCCCGAUACGCUCCCAACCCGGUCCAGGACAUUCAUGUGUCUCGUUCCAGUCGCCCCUCCGCCCGUGGCGGGGGUCCCAUCUACCAUCCCAACAACCGACCGAUGAGCUUUCACGGCAUGCUGCCUGGAAUGGGACAGAUGGUGUACCAACCAUCCGGCAUGAGUCGCUACGAACAUGGGCCCCCGCCGUCCUCGUCGGCGUACGCCUACAACCCAUCCUCGUAUGCGCCUUCUCAUUACUCGCAACAGUCGCCUUAUUACAGCGGCAUGUCCGACUACGGCGCCCCUUCCGAGCAUCGACAGGAGCGAUCGGUUUCCAGCACGCGGGAUGGGCGGGGGCGCCGCCCGUCUGUAUACGGUGCGCCUGUGGUUGAUUACGACUCUCCCUCAGCUGCCUUUGAUGAUGACGAGCCCUUGGACGCUGCCCCUCCUGCGCCGCCACCACCACCUCGGGAGCCUCGCCCCCGCCUUCCCUCUCAUUCUUCCCAUGAUCGCGACGAGGACUACUACCGUCGGCCACCACUGAAGCACAAGAACACCCCGCAUAUCAUCCAGAAACGCCCAGAGCCGCGCAAGGGUGUAUCUGCACCAUCCGUCACGUCCGGGCACUCUGCUAGGUCCUUUGAUAUGGCUGACAUGAAGGAUGCUUUGCCUGACGGCUACGGCUACCGGCGGUCCUCUCGGGAGACGGUCGUGCCGGCGCGAAGCCGCAGCUACCGGCGCCCUACAGCGUAUCACGACUCUGCUAGACCCUCGCGGAUUGCCGUGGAGAACUCUCGUCGCCGUCAGCCAACUAUCUACGACUUCCCAGACGACGAUGAUGAUGAUGAUGAUGACGACGAUGACGAGGAAGAGGAUGACGAGAUGGAUGAGAAGCAUCGCGAGGCGGAGGAGUACCAAGCUACCCGCACAGUGAAAGCACCAGUGCCCCCGGCGCCACCCGUGCCCUUGACGGCAGAUGCUCUCUUCAAGGCCAAGUCCUCCCAGCGCGCCGAGAGCGACAGUGGAAGCCAGAAGAGUCGCAGCAGCCGUGGGAGCGAUGCCCGCACACAGAGCGGUAGCAACGCUGGAUCCAAGCCAGAAGAGGACAACAACAUCGUCAUGACGCUAAACGGUGUCACGAUGAGUUUCCCUCAGGAUGGCGGAAAGAAGAUCAGUGUCCGGACCGGCGAAACUGGGGCGGUCGAGCUGAACAUCGAAGGCAAACAGCGGCCGAAAAAGUAUUUGACCAAUGGAUCGGAGUACACUGGCAGCGUGGCUCAUAGUCGAAGGGAAAUCGAAGAUGCCCGACGGGUAAGGGAAAUUGAAGAUUCCCGGCGGGUGAGGGAGAUUGAAGAUGCCCGGCGGGUACGGAGUGAUCGCAAGUCAGAUCGUGCCAGUCGACGCUCUAGCCGAUCGACCUACGGUGGUCGAUACUAGUGGUGCUUGACGACCAUGAUAACCUCUGGGGAUAUCGCUCCUACCUGUCCUAGUAUUUCUUCUGAUCCACGUUUUGUCUCUUGCAACCUCACGCACUUCAUCGGUUAGACUUUCGGAGCAAGGAGCGCUGUUUGCUAAAAGUUCUUCUUCUGUCUUUAUUGGGCGAUCAUUAUGCGGCGGACCUCUGAACCGUCACAAUAACCAAAUGGACGUUUAGU